Chelmon rostratus (copperband butterflyfish) is the source of this 1379-nucleotide messenger RNA. RefSeq names its product RAS (RAD and GEM)-like GTP-binding 1 (gene rem1). The transcript has 5 exons. Gene Ontology annotation, biological process: negative regulation of high voltage-gated calcium channel activity. Bases 101 to 1036 code for a protein of 311 amino acids. The record is from RefSeq and is a predicted model, not a curated record. Lineage: Eukaryota; Metazoa; Chordata; Actinopteri; Chaetodontiformes; Chaetodontidae. Gene Ontology annotation, molecular function: GTP binding; GTPase activity; calcium channel regulator activity. Gene Ontology annotation, cellular component: plasma membrane.
GACGGGGUUCAGUUCAGUUCUGUUGUUUGUGGCUGGACAGACACAACACUGUUCAUGGGCUCUACGGCCUGUCCUGUCCUGAUGCCGUCACCGUAGCAAGAUGACCCUCAACACCCAGAGAGAGAAGGAGCCCCUGCAGCGGCGAGGCAGUACGCCGAUUCCUCCAGCCCACUUUUACCAGCACCCGUCCUGGACUCGAGACGCCCAGCUCCCCGGCAGCACCCAGCCCAACCCCGAGCGGCCCUGCACCCAGCGCAGCCACCCACCUCUGGGACAAUCCGCCUCCUACCACCCUGGAGACAAGUCACUCCACUACCGCGCCCAGUGGAGCUCAGACUCGGAGGACGACUCGCAGAGUGACUCGGACUGUGUUUACAGAGUGGUGCUGCUGGGCGACCACGGUGUCGGAAAGACCAGCCUCGCAGGAAUCUUCGCGGGGGUCACAGAGAAAGAUGAGCAACCCGGAGAGGACACAUACGAGCGGACACUGACAGUAGACGGAGAGGAAACCACACUCAUCGUCAUGGAUACCUGGGAGAAUGACAAACUGGAGGGCGAGGGCGGCUCCUCUCAGGACAGCUGUCUGAAGGUUGGGAGUGCUUACGUCAUUGUUUACUCCGUCACCGACCGCUCCAGCUUCGACUCUGCCUCCGAGCUCCGGAUCACGCUGCGACGAGCCCGCCAGGCCGAAAACCUUCCCAUCAUUCUAGUGGGCAACAAGAGUGACCUGGUCCGGUCCAGAGAAGUUGCUGUGGAAGAGGGCAGAGCAUGUGCGGUUGUAUUUGACUGUAAGUUCAUCGAGACGUCGGCGUCUCUGCAGCACAAUGUGACCGAGCUGUUCGAGGGCGUGGUCCGACAGAUCCGCCUCCGCCGAGACUGCAGCGAGGCCGUCGAGCGCCGACGCUCCAUCUACAAGCGCAAAGAGAGCCUUACCCAGAAGGCCCGGCGCUUCCUGGACCGACUGGUAGCACGCAACAACCAGCGCAUGGCGGUCAAAGUGCGGUCCAAGAGCUGCCACGACCUGGCCGUCCUCUGAGGACACGUGUCCACAAGGAGCGUCAGGUUGGACUUUCUUUGACUUGUUGAAGUUCUCUCUGGUUGUGAUGCCGUGGACGAUGGUGUCUGCUGUGAUUCUCACACUCAGCGAGUCGACCGCCAAAAUGAUCAGCGGCAAACCGAGUCGGCGGACGUACGUCACUGUGACCACUGUGACCAACUCGUUUUCCUCAUUAACCACUGGGUCUCCAAAUUUCCUCCAGAUGACAUAAAAAAAAAAAACGCAGAGAAAAAAUAAACAGACUGACUUCAAAUAUGGAUCAUGUCUGUAGGGUUAAAGGUUGGAUGAAUGGUCAGUUGUCUGUCUGUGUGUGUGUGUGUGU